AUGGCGUUCCAGAGUGUCCUACCGCUUUCUUGUUCGGAACGUGCCUCGUUCUACCGCGAACGUGCAUCGCAGACGUAUAAUGCGUUCUGGUACUUCGUGGGUCCGACGCUGGCUGAAAUUCCCUACUGCUUCAUGAGUUCGCUGAUCUUCACUGUGAUCUUCUACCAGUCGUGGGAUUCCAAGGCUUCGUCCCCGUCGUCUUGUUCUGGUUGA
Messenger RNA from Phytophthora nicotianae INRA-310, 213 nucleotides. RefSeq lists its product as hypothetical. The record is from RefSeq and is a predicted model, not a curated record. Gene Ontology annotation, cellular component: membrane. Bases 1 to 213 code for a protein of 70 amino acids. Gene Ontology annotation, molecular function: ABC-type transporter activity. Lineage: Eukaryota; Oomycota; Peronosporomycetes; Peronosporales; Peronosporaceae. The transcript has a single exon.